UAAAGCAUGUCCAUAGGUAGAUGAUAUUUAGGUGUUAAGAAUGAACAUCUUUGCUCUACAUUUGAGAUGAUCAAAGAAAAUGACUGACCGAUUUAGCACCAGUGUAAAACAGCCAAAAUAUAUCAUAUAUAGAGUCUUUCACAAUUCAUCAUUAGUCACAUUCAAGUAGUAUAAUGUAACGUAACUAAAUAGAUAAUUAUGUCAUCAACAUCACUAAACUAAUUAGGACUUAGGUGACUUCUACACGGGUUCCUGAUGUUUUACACCCAGGAGGUCAUGGUGACAACAUCAGGCACAUGACAGAUUAAACGUUUUCAUUGAUGUAAAUAAAGCUUUGACUUUAUCAUUUCAAUACAUCACUUUUAAUCUAAUGUGCACUCAAGGCAAAACCUCACACGGAGAGAUGAAAGUUGUAAGUAUUUCAAAGAAUUUUAGCCCAUGUAUUUGAAAUGUUACUGGGGUUGAUGUGCCUGGAACUGAAACAAGAAGCAAUACGAAUUGAACAGAACAAAAUAAAUGUAGCAUUAAAAAAAAAGUUUCACAAAAAAAAAACCAAACACACAAGAUUAGUGAAAAAUAGUGUUAUUUUCUUACGUCAUAUACUACUCUACCAUCUUUUCCUGUUGAAGAAUUUGUUAAAGCCUGACGACUGAGGAGAUGGAAAAGACUCCGGAGACUUUGAUGGCUUACAUAUCAAGAAAAAGUGACGUAAACAGUAUAUGUUCAGGUACAGUUUAGCUCCAAAUGAGUUCUGAAAAAAGAGACUUCCUUGUCUCUAGGUGUUUAACCUCCCAGGUUAGACUGACUGUAUACAUUCACAUACAACGCAGACUCAUUCUCAAUAGAACUAAACCUUAGAGUCUUGUGUAAGUGUUUUUACCAAAGAGCCUGGAGACACUCUGUUACAAGUUUUGUACUAAAGGCCAAAUGAUGGGCAGCCUGAUACAGCACAAUGAGGAAUUACAAUGAGGGGAUUGAGAGGGAGAAGCCUGUUACAUAUACACCUGACCUUGAAGACCUCUGAACAAUUUUACCCGUGGAGAUACAGAAAUGAAACCAAAUGAUCCUAACCCUUGGCACCUCCCUUUCGAGAAUUCAAAUGAUUUAGCGACACCCAUCUCUACUCUCUUACAAACAGGAAACCACCCACAACAAACGAACCUUAGUUAAAGCGCGAAAGCGAAGCCAACCACCCCAGCCGUCACAGACGUUGUAGAGACUUCAGGAAAACAGGAGCAGCAUUAAGAAACCCCGAUGCAGGCCCCGAAGAGAUCCCGGAGCUGCUCAGGCCCAGAGACAUCAGGAAAGGCUUUGUGCUGGAGGCACAGCCGCCCCCUGGAUAUUUACUGCUGCACCGACCAGCAGAUCAUAUGUGCGGCGUGCGCGUCAGCUGAGCACACGGGACACACCAUCGGGAUGGUGAGGCAGGAGAGGGAGAGGGAACAGGAGGAGCUGAGAAACCUACUGACCAAAACCCAGCAGACCCUCAAGAAACAGGAAAAGAAAUGGAAGGACAUGGGGAAGACUCUUGAAGUGAUCGAGGAGGAGGCAAGAAAAACAAAGGACCACUGUGAGUGCAUCUUGGUAGAGGUCAUGGACUCUCUCCAGAGACAUUUCCUAUCACUGAGGGACAUGAUCAGCACUCAGGAGGAGGCGGCAGCAGCUCAGGUUCAGACCUCCUUAAGAACCUUGCAAGUGCAGAUGGAAGAGCUACAGAAGAGGGACGCUGAGUUGGAUUGCCUGGCAUUGACUGAUGAUGUCCGUUUCUUGCAGAAAUGGCCCUCUUUGAAGUACCUCUGUAGUAAAGAUCAGCUCCAUCAUUUGAAUGAGACUUCAGAAGACCCACUCCUCCCGUUUGCCCUCACCAAGAGGACAGUUGAACAGCUGGGGAGGCAACUGAAGGAAUUUUGUGACAACCAAUUUUCUUUCAUCUAUCAGACUGGUCUCCCUGAAGUUAACAGCACUCUGACUCAUCAGGAAGCUGAGCCUAAAACCAGAGCGGAGUUCCUGCAGUAUGCUUGUCGCCUCACCUUUGACCCCCACACAGCUCAUGAAGACCUGGUAAUUUCCACCGGAGACAAAGAAGUCAGGCUGAGUCCUCAAACCUUUAAGAGUCCGGCUGUUCGUCACCCUGAGCGGUUUGCCCACCGGCGGCAGCUGCUGUGCAGAGAGGGCCUGCAGGCCGAGCGGUGCUACUACGAGGUGGAGAUAAGAGGAGACAAGGUGGAGAUCGCUCUUGCAUACAAAAGUUUAGACCGAAAAUCACGCACUAGUCUGUCAGCUUUCGGGGCGAACGCCAAGUCGUGGAGUCUAGAUCGCUCCACAAACUACUCGGUGAGUCACAGAGCUGACAGCGUCCAGCUCACAACACCCCCCACUCAGAAGAGGGUCGGAGUAUAUUUAAAGUUCAGAGAGGGAACUCUGUCCUUCUACGAGGUUUCAGACACUAUGACGUUUCUUUACACAGUACAAGCUCAAUUCAAAGAGCCGCUGUAUCCAGGCUUCUGGCUCGGAGAGGAAUGCUGCAUUAAGAUCUGUGAUUUGGGAUGGCACACUCUAUAAACCGCCUCAGAGAUUCUUCUUCUGACAGCUUGGGUCCAUUUGAACGAAUGCUAAUAUAUUAGAUUUCUUGAUUUACUUUUCAAACAGGUUGUUUUGUACAUAUGGUUAUACAUGAAGAGUAAAUGAUUUGUGUAUAUUAAAUGUGAAAUAAGAAACGUGGUGGAUGAUUAAGACACAUCACCAUUCUUGUUGUAAAACAAAUCUCUGACUUUCUCAACUCACCUAAACAGAUAAAUUUAACUUACUUUGUUUUUUUUAACAUGUUGUACACGUUUUUUUAUCUUCUAUUGAAAUGGACAUCAUUUCAUAUCAUUGACUACCUGCUUUUUUUUAAUGUUAUCAUACUUCUUUCAUACAUCUAAACCUCAGUAAAACUCCUACAAACAUAA
Labrus mixtus (cuckoo wrasse) is the source of this 2951-nucleotide messenger RNA. RefSeq names its product tripartite motif-containing protein 16-like. Gene Ontology annotation, molecular function: protein binding; zinc ion binding. The record is from RefSeq and is a predicted model, not a curated record. Bases 1255 to 2562 code for a protein of 435 amino acids. The transcript has 6 exons. Lineage: Eukaryota; Metazoa; Chordata; Actinopteri; Labriformes; Labridae.